CCGGGGCGCGCUUCCGCCGGCCGCCGCCAGCCGCGGUCCCUGGGCGGCCGGGCAGGGGCGGGGGCCGCCGCCGAGUUUCAGGAACUGCAGCAGCGCGCGGCGGCCACUCGCAGCCCAGCGCGGGGCCGGACCGCGGGGAGCGGCCGCAGCGGGCCGGGAGGGCCGAGACCGGGCCGCCGGGGGACGAGGGGGACCGAGGGGGGCCGACAGGACCGAGAGGGCCGAGACCGGGCCGAGACCGGGCCGAGACCGGGCCGAAGGGGCCGCGCCGGGCCCAGCGAGUCCAGCCGGGCCGACUCCGCGCGCGGGGCCGCGCGUCCAGCCGCCGGCCAUGGCCACCAAGGCGCGGGUUUUGUAUGAUUUUGCUGCUGAGCCUGGAAACAAUGAACUGACAGUUAACGAAGGAGAAAUCAUCACGAUUACAAACUCGGACAUCGGCGGAGGCUGGCUGGAGGGAAAGAACAGCAGAGGAGAGCGAGGGCUGGUGCCCACGGACUAUGUGGAAAUUUUGCCCGGUGAUGGAAAGGAUCAGUUUUCUUGUGGCAAUUCAGUGGCUGACCAAGCCUUCCUUGAUUCCCUCUCGGCCAGCACAGCUCAAGCCAGCUCAGCUGCUGCCAACAGUAAUAACCAGGUGGAUGUUCUGGCUCAGGUUGGCUGCGCUGAGGGUCUCAGCCAGUCCCCACCUUCCUCAUCUUCUCCUUCUCCUCCUCCUUCCGUAAAUAAGCAGGUCAGCGGCGGCAGUGACAUCUGGUCAGCCUGGAACACCAAGGCUGGGAACUGGGACGGCACGGAUGGCUGGGGGGCCAAGCCCGAAGGGGCUUCAGGCCAGAGGAGCACUGCCAAUAACUGGGACACCGCCUUCGGCCACCCCCAGGCUUACCAAGGACCAGCAACUGGGGACGACGAUGACUGGGAUGAAGACUGGGAUGACCCCAAGUCGUCCUCCCCCUACUUCAAGGACACGGAGUCUGCGGAUGCAGGGGGCGCCCAGCGGGGAAACAGCCGGCCGGGUGGUGCCUCCAUGAAGCUGCCCCUGAACAAAUUUCCUGGAUUUGCAAAGCCUGGCACGGAACAGUAUUUAUUGGCCAAGCAACUAGCGAAACCCAAAGAGAAGAUUCCCAUCAUUGUCGGAGACUACGGCCCCAUGUGGGUCUACCCUACCUCGACGUUCGACUGUGUGGUGGCGGACCCCAAGAAGGGCUCCAAGAUGUACGGGCUGAAGAGCUACAUCGAGUACCAGCUCACGCCGACCAACACGAACCGCUCCGUCAACCACAGGUACAAGCACUUCGACUGGCUGUACGAGCGGCUCCUGGUGAAGUUCGGCUCCGCCAUUCCCAUCCCGUCUCUCCCGGACAAGCAGGUCACAGGUCGCUUCGAGGAGGAGUUUAUCAAGAUGCGGAUGGAGCGGCUGCAGGCCUGGAUGACCAGGAUGUGUCGCCACCCGGUCAUCUCUGAGAGCGAAGUGUUCCAGCAGUUCCUGAACUUCCGGGACGAGAAGGAGUGGAAGACAGGCAAGCGGAAGGCUGAGAAAGACGAGCUGGUGGGCGUCAUGGUCUUCUCUACCAUGGAACCAGAGGCGCCAGACUUGGACUUGAUCGAAAUAGAGCAGAAGUGCGACGCCGUGGGCAAGUUCACCAAGGCCAUGGACGACGGCGUGAAGGAGCUGCUGACCGUGGGCCAGGAGCACUGGAAGCGCUGCACAGGGCCCUUGCCCAAGGAGUACCAGAAGAUCGGGAAGGCCCUGCAGAGCCUGGCCGCCGUGUUCAGCACCAGCGGCUACCAAGGUGAGACAGACCUCAACGACGCGCUCACCGAGGCGGGCAAGACCUACGAGGAGAUCGCCACCCUCGUGGCGGAGCAGCCCAAGAAGGACCUGCACUUCCUGAUGGAGUGUAACCACGAGUACAAGGGCUUCCUCGGCUGCUUCCCCGACAUCAUCGGCACUCACAAGGGAGCCAUCGAGAAGGUGAAGGAAAGUGACAAGCUGGUGGCCACGAGUAAGAUCACCCCCCAGGAGAAGCAGAACAUGGUGAAGCGCGUGGGUACCAUGUCCUACGCACUGCAGGCCGAGAUGAACCACUUCCACAGCAACCGGAUCUACGACUACAACAGCGUCAUCCGCCUCUACCUGGAGCAGCAGGUGCACUUCUACGAGACGAUAGCGGAGAAGCUGAGGCAGGCCCUCGGCCGCUUCCCGGUGAUGUGAGCGGGAGCCCUCGGACCCGGGGCCACUCAGCCCGUCUCCAGGAAGAACAGGACAGCAGAGCCAUCCUCGGGGAUGGCCCGACUGCUGCCUCUGCUCUCGGGCCUGCAGCGUGGACCGAGGAGGGUGGUCUGUCCCUUCCCGUCUGUCGGCGAAGCCAGUGGAAAUGGUCUAUUUUCGGAAAGUCCUUCAUGUUACCCAAAUUCUUGGUGGAAAAUUAAGGGUUUCCCCCACUGAUAUUUUACAUAAAUCGGUAAUUUAUACGUUACCCCGAUCUCUCAGUUCUUACCCAACGUCAGAUAGUUACUAAUUGCUUCGGUAAAGGUAUGAACUCUGCCGGAAUAAGCAGCCGCGUAUGUUUGUAUAUUUUUAUAACUUCCCCCGCCCUCCGGGCUGCCUGUCGGCUGGGAGCGCCUGCCCCCUGGCCCUAACACAUCUCUGACACAAGUGCUUACAAACGUGUGGGGCCAGGAACCGGGGCCCUCCGGCGUGCGCCCCGAGCUGAGAUGCAGUGACCACCUCUCCGGGUCACAUAACCUGGGAGUACUCUGUCACCCUGCUCGGUGCCUGAGGAAAAGGAGGGUGAAACCCCUCAGGAUUGUGGCCUCUCCCGGGCUCCCAGACCCCCUGCGCCUCCCCGUCCCCUGGUCUCGGGCACCAACACUCACUUAGCACUCGGACCUGGAAACUGCACGAGGGCGUGAUGCCAGUGCCCCGGGUGUGCAGGGUGCUGGUCAGUACCCCGCUCACCCUGUGCACUGCCCCUCCUCUCCCCGCUCAGUGGGAAGCUGUGGGCAGAUGUGUGGGGCCGCCUGACUGGGCAGGGCCCAGCUAUUCUUGAAGACAGAGCGCAGCAGCGAGUACCUCAGUGAGUGCCUCAGUGAGUACCUUAGUAUCUCAGUGAGUGCCUCAGGAGUACCCUAGUGAGUACCUCAGUGAGUACCCUAGUGAGUACCUCAGUGAGUGCCUCAGUGAGUACCUUAGUAUCUCCGUGAGUGCCUCAGGAGUACCCUGGUGAGUGCCUCAGUGAGUACCGCAGUAUCUCUGUGAGUGCCUCAGUGAGUACCUUAGUACCUCAGUGAGUGCUUCAGUAAGUACCUUAGUGAGUGCCUCAGUGAGUACUUCAGUGAGUUCCUCAGUGAGCGCUCCAGCAAGUGCCUCAAUGAGUACUUUUUUGAGUCCUCCAGGAGUGCUUCAGUAAGUACCUCAGUGAGAGCUUCAACGAGUUCUUCAGUACUUGAGGGAGUGCUUCUGGGAGUGGCACAAAGCAAAAGCGAGUCCUGACCGGUCCUGUCAGCUUUGCACCAACCCACACAGACCAUGUCUGCCCCAUCUCCCACCCUCUCCACAGCGGCCUUAAACUCUCUCACUGCUUGCCACCGAAGAACUACAUUGUAGAAAAUGGGAAGUUUGGGCCAGCACCAAUAAAAUGAAACCAAAAAAACAGGAAAUCAAAUGAAUAUGAGAACAUCCUGUUCUUCACGCUCACGGGUUUUUGUUAAUGUUUUAUAAGUAAUUUUCCCUACUUGAUUUUUCUUUUAUAAAAUCUCAUAGAAAGUGUUUAUGAUACAGCCAUUUAAUAUAUGUACAAAUUGUAAAGAAUAUGUAUAAAUGUUUUACACAAAUAUAAGCAUGGAGAAGCCAACAUAUAAAUUGUUUAAAAAAAACUGUACAGUAAAUUCUCAAAGCACUUUUUCAAAACA
This is a messenger RNA of Sorex araneus (European shrew), 3909 nucleotides long. RefSeq names its product sorting nexin 9 (gene SNX9). The record is from RefSeq and is a predicted model, not a curated record. Gene Ontology annotation, molecular function: phosphatidylinositol binding; protein binding. The transcript is spliced from 19 exons. Gene Ontology annotation, biological process: endocytosis; endosomal transport; mitotic cytokinesis. NCBI's taxonomy places the organism in Eukaryota, Metazoa, Chordata, Mammalia, Eulipotyphla, Soricidae. Gene Ontology annotation, cellular component: plasma membrane; cytoplasmic vesicle. The coding region runs from base 332 to 2209 and encodes 625 amino acids.